AUGGCGGUGAGCUGCCCCGAGGUGAUGUACGGCGCGUACUACCCCUACUUGUACGGCCGCGGCGCCGCCAGAUCAUUCCACCACGCGCCGCACUUUCAGUACGAUCGGUUGAACGUCCAAAGUGCGACCAAUGCGGGGGACUACAGCGCGGCCGGUGCCCUUAGUACGGGCUCGGCAUCCUCCGGUGCGCACUCGCCCGCCUCGCCGCCGCAUGCUCAUGGGCUCCAUACGGCCCACACAGCCCACGCAGCACAUGCGGCCCAUACGGCACACGCGACUCACACGGCCCACCCAACGCACUCGGCCCAUUUGCACGCGCACCAUGCGCAUUCGCCAAGGUUGCGUACUAAGGAGGAGGAAGGAAGAGCUAGCGCCGAUGGCGGCGGCUCAUCCGAGUCAGAGGGCGAAUGUGCGGCGAGUGGGCGUGCACGUGCGCAGUACGUCAGCGCCAACUGCGUGGUCUUCACGCACUACUCAGGCGACGUGGCAGCCGUCGUCGACGAACACUUCACCAGGGCCCUUUCCAUUGACAAGCCAAAAGAGGCUGUCCCGAUGGCAUCGCGCAACCUUCCCGCGUCGUUCUUCAACGCAGCGGCGUCGGCUCCUUCGUGUUCAGGACUUGAUCUCUACGAAUAUGACCCUUGGCAUCAACAUUAUGCUGGCUACGGUCACGCGGCUCACAGACACGCGGCAGAAUACCACGCGGCCGCAGCACACCAUAACAUGGCGGCGGCAGGCUACGGAGGGCUGCUACUCGGCCGGGGAUCCCUCCACGCCCAGUACAAGCCCGUGGAGUGGGGUCACGCGCAUCAUGCGCAGCAUCUCGACCCGGCUGCUUGCUCACCUUACUCCUACCCUCCACCUGGCCUGGAAGCACAAGUGCAGGACACGUCUAAAGACCUCUACUGGUUCUGA
Messenger RNA from Pieris macdunnoughi, 915 nucleotides. Lineage: Eukaryota; Metazoa; Arthropoda; Insecta; Lepidoptera; Pieridae. The record is from the annotation of a GenBank genome assembly.